Molecule: messenger RNA, 1377 nt
Organism: Saitoella complicata NRRL Y-17804
Lineage: Eukaryota; Fungi; Ascomycota; Saitoellomycetes; Saitoellales; Saitoellaceae
Exons: 1
Coding region: 1-1377 (458 amino acids)
Source: RefSeq, a predicted model, not a curated record
AUGUCUUCAACAGCGAGAGCGCCAGCUGCAGCAGCUGAUCAGGGUAGCAGUACCGAGCCUCAAUGGACUCUACAAGAAUUGCUGACCUUCCUCACGAAAGACGCAAAGAUCCCACUGAAGGAUGCAAUGGGGUACGCUCAAAUCAUUAUGAAGGAGAAGUGGAAUAGGCCGUCGAGGUUACUGGAGGCAAAGCUUGAAGGUGUGAAAGAGAAAGUAACGAAAGGCGAAGCAAAGCCUGCGCAGGCCAUCCUGAGAGCUGCGAAGAAGAUCACUGGACAGGGAUUAAGUCCGAGUGGCAAAAAGCGACCCGCAGAAUCGGAAAACACUGCAGGAGCACUCAAACGCUCAAAAACCGGCAUCGCCUUCCCAGCUCUCCACCCAAACCCCUCCUCUCUCUCCCACAUAUCCCUAACAACCAACCGCGCCCCCCUCCUCCUGGCCUACACCCUCACCCUCCUCUCCCGUACCCACCCAACCCUCUCCCUCGACUCCCGUCUGUCGAUCGCACAAGCAUAUAUCAGUGCCAACGCACGGAGCUAUGGACGCGAUAUCGGGGUUAUUGAGGGAGGGGGGGUUGAUGAGAAAGCCGAGGUUGAGGGGUUUCGGAAGGUGCAGGUUAUGGGGAGGGUGAUUGCUGUGCUUGGGAGAUCACGGGAUGAGGGGGAGGAAGAAGAGGAGGAGGUGAGAGCGUUGGAUUUGGAUCCGAAUAGGGUUGGGAUGAGGGAUCGGGACGGGCAGCCGGCUGUGUGUGAGCCUGGUGGGGCAUGGGGCUAUCUUGCCCGUUCCUUCCCUGGGGACGCACUGGGUCAACUCCUCUCUGUUCUUGAAGCGGUGAUGGAGUCUUGGUGCCCCGAUCAUCCUCAUGACCCCAACGAUCUUAAAGCUGACCAAGAACGACGUGAUCUCGAUCGCAGGGGAUAUGGACUGUAUACCCGUAUCCGGCCAAAUGUGGAGUAUGGAAAGGCGGGAUGGGGACAAAAAGGUGAAGUGCAGCUGGGUGAUAUCCUUGCUUUACGGCGUGAAGAAGUUGAUGGGGGAACGAGGCAGGUUGGUAUUGAGGAAGUUGUUGCUGGGAUGAAGGAGGAGGGGGAUCAGAGUAGGAGUGGUGAAGUGAGUGCACGUGGUCUGAACGUGGAGGGCGGGAAUGUCGCGGUGGAACCGAGGCCGGAAGAAGAGGCAGAGGUUGUGAAGAAGGAGCAUGGAGGAAAGCAAAUGGGUAUCGAGGAGGCCGUGAGUCAUAUGGUAUCUGUGCCAGAGGAAGUAAAGCAGUUUAUCAAGGACGAGAAAGAGGAAGAACGAGUUCGGCCGAAGGAAGAGGUCAAGUCUGAGACGAGGCAACUAGGUAUCGACGAGAUGUUGCCGAAGGCAGAGCCAUAG